Molecule: messenger RNA, 1413 nt
Organism: Phascolarctos cinereus (koala)
Lineage: Eukaryota; Metazoa; Chordata; Mammalia; Diprotodontia; Phascolarctidae
Gene: TMEM210
Product: transmembrane protein 210
Source: RefSeq, a predicted model, not a curated record
UAGUUGCGGCUGUUUGAGGCAGGAAGGAUAGGCAGGUACACUGUGUCACCCUGGCUUGGACCCAGCCCUUGUGCCCUUCCCUGUGCUGCCUAAUGAGGAAGUGCCUCAUGCUGUAAGGGAAAGACUGGGGGGAUGGGGGGAGCAGCACUGUUAUUCUCAUUAUAACUCAUGAUUUAUGGGAAGAAGAAAGAAGUUCAUGCCCUCUCCUCCUCUUCCCCUUGCCCUGAGUUCUCCUCUGAGGUCAAACCCAUUGGUAAGAAGUAUACAGUGACCUCUUGUCCUUUUUUCGAGGUAGGGGAGACAGUGGUGAGAUUUCCCUACUAUCUGUGACUAGUUCUUCAGGUGACCAGGCAGGCAGGAGGGCCUGAACAGGGGGUAAGGGAGUUAGUCCAGCCCUUCUCCCACUCUUCCCAUGGACCAACCCAGAGCCCGCACUGUGAGGUCAGCACAUUCCAGCCACCCAGCCCUGCCCAGAGCUGUCCACAGGGGCUGGCGGCUGGACAUGUUCCCCAGACCCCAGUCUUCCUCAGGACUGGUUGGCAGCAUCCCAUGCCUGCUGCUCUUGGUUGUCAGCGUCUCUUCAGCUGCAGACUCUAUCUCCGUUGAUGGAAAGCGCUGUGAGUGUGGUCUGGGGCUCAGCCGGGAGGCUUUGAUUACCCUGCUCAUUGUCCUUGGAAGUGUCAGUGUGAGCUGCUUCUCAGCCCUGCUCCUUGUGGUCUUCAGCAUUAUUCGUACCAAGAGGGCCAUUACAUCAGGCUUCAGUUACUGAUGAACCCUCUUUCCUUGUGCACACAUCCCAUUGGUCCUCUAGAGCUCUAGAGGCCAAGCUUUUACUAGGUGACUCUGGAGUGAACAGAGUGUUCCCAUUAUCUCUGUUAUGAUGCCAUGAUAUGGAUCUUGGAACUGUAAGCACACCCAAAGUCCUUUGCUAGGGGAGGGUCAUCUGGUCCAGAUGUGCCCCCUCCUUGCCCUUGCCCCUCAACUUUGGCUGAAACUUCGCUCACUCAGUCAUAGGACAUCAUCCCAGUGUUUAGUGAUGGGGAGCUACUUUCACUUGUGGCCACCAUCACGCUGUAUGCUACAAGGAAGCCACAAACAAAUAACACCUGUGGAAAUGAACCAAAAGAACGUACUGCCAGGACAUUGUGUGGAAGGCAGCCCCUUAAAUGUUCCAUCAGAAAACUGUUUCAUCAAGAGUUACGAGGUGCUCGAGUUGCUGGAGGUCCCUGAAAUCUUGGAGGAAGUUCUGGAGUUUCUAGACUUGGAGAAGGAAGUAGUACUGUGCUUUGAAAAGCCACCCUUGGAGGAGAAUUGAGGAAGUAGGAUGGAGGGAGGAAGAGACAAUGGGGAGAGGGGAAAAAAUUAAUACAUUACUUUUUAUCAUUGUUUGGGCAUCCUGUGUGAGUCAGAGCC